Messenger RNA from Paecilomyces variotii, 537 nucleotides. RefSeq names its product 60S ribosomal protein L11. Bases 1 to 537 code for a protein of 178 amino acids. The transcript has 3 exons. Lineage: Eukaryota; Fungi; Ascomycota; Eurotiomycetes; Eurotiales; Thermoascaceae. The record is from RefSeq and is a predicted model, not a curated record. Gene Ontology annotation, cellular component: ribosome; cytosolic large ribosomal subunit. Gene Ontology annotation, biological process: translation. Gene Ontology annotation, molecular function: structural constituent of ribosome; RNA binding.
AUGUCGUUGCAGUCGGAAGGAAAGGACAAGAGCGCGAACCCCAUGCGCGAGCUGCGCAUCCAGAAGCUCGUGCUGAACAUCUCCGUCGGCGAGUCUGGUGACAGACUCACCCGUGCUGCCAAGGUGCUCGAGCAGCUGAGCGGUCAGACUCCGGUCUACAGCAAGGCCCGUUACACCGUCCGUACCUUCGGUAUCCGUCGUAACGAGAAGAUUGCUGUCCACGUCACCGUCCGUGGCCCCAAGGCUGAGGAGAUCCUCGAGCGUGGUCUCAAGGUCAAGGAGUAUGAGCUGAGGAAGCGCAACUUCUCCGAGACUGGCAACUUCGGUUUCGGUAUCUCCGAGCACAUCGAUCUGGGUAUCAAGUACGACCCCGGUAUUGGUAUCUACGGAAUGGACUUCUACUGCUGCAUGACCCGUCCCGGUGAGCGUGUUGCUAAGCGCCGCCGCUGCAAGUCCAAGAUCGGUACCAGCCACAAGAUCAACCAGGCUGAGACCAUCAAGUGGUUCAAGAACCGCUUCGAGGGUAUUGUCCGAUAA